CUCGAUCACUUGAAUGCUAGAAUUCAAGAUGGCGUCUACCACAAAAUGGUGGACGUUGAUUGCCGCGUUUAUUUUGUCGCUUUGUGUGAAUAGAGCUACCCCUUCGGCGGAGAUUAUGAAGAAAUUGACUACUGGGUUUGCCACGGCGCUGGAUAAGUGUAAGACCGAGCUUAACGUCCAAGAGAACGUAAUGCAAGAUUUUUACAACUUCUGGCGUGAAGACUACGAGCUACUAAACCGUGACACGGGCUGCGUCAUUCUCUGUAUGGCCUUGAAGUUCGACCUCAUUGAUGAGGAUGCCAAGCUGCAUCAUAAGAACGCGCAUGAGUUCGCUAAGACUCACGGAGCAGACGAUGACCUUGCAAAACAGCUAGUAACCAUGAUCCACGACUGCGAGAAAGCGAAUACUGAACCCGACGACUGUAUCAAGACUUUGGAAAUCGCCAAAUGCUUCAGAACCAAGAUCCAUGGGCUCAAGUGGGCGCCUAGCAUGGAAACAGUGCUGGAAGAGGUUAUGACUGAAGUCAAGCCGUCGUAGUUACGAUUAUAGAUGAACCAUUGACAUAUAUCUAAGGGCACUUACGGGCACUAAGAAUGGUGCUAGUUCAGCGGUGUCACUCACGAAUUCGAGCCAAUCGUGCAGUCUAACGCAACUAGAUGCGACCAAUCGUGCGCGUGAUGCGAACUCAUCAACCAAUCGCGUUGCGGCGUUAGACUGCACGCUUGGCUCGAAUUCUUGUGCCGCACACCGCUGUAUGAUAUAUGUCAAUGAGAUAUGGACUUGAUCGAGGAAUAGCUGUAAUCAUAGCUUUCGGCAGAGCCUGAUUAUUCAAAGUUCUAAAAGGUCCGUCUUGAGUUGCUGAGAGCUCCUUUGGAUCAUAAAUAUUAGAGCACUCAAAUGUUCUAGACUCAGUUUUAAAUGAAUCAAAGCUACUAUGUAGACUUAUAUCGACCGGGAUAUGGACCGUGAUUACCUUUUGUAUUGUUUUCGAGCUCCCGAUAUGUCGACACAGUUACAUGCAUCACUAAUAAAAUAAUCGACCGAACGCGGUCUACCUAUACCUAUAUAACUUUGACACCCAUCCGCUGUCUUCAGUUGCCCGCGAAUAAGAUGCAUGUAACUGUGUCAAAAUAUCGGGAGCUCCAAAACAAUACAAAAGGUAAUCACGGUCCACAACCCGGUCGAUAUGUCUUAUCCCUUCAAGUGGCGCCAGCGAAAACGCGAAAAGAAUUCAAAUGGCGCCGCGGAUUUGCGCAAAAGCAGUCACGUGGCGGAGCUCCGAUGGGUGUUCAGUGCAGAUUAAAAGUAUUUUACAAAAUCGUCGAUUAAAACUUUUCUAUGUUUGGAAGUAUAUUAAAUCACAUAUCGUUGUAAUCAGCGUUAAAUACGCUAUUUGAAUAUAGCAAUUAAAUUAUUAUAAUGUUUAUACAUUUGGCCAGACCUAAGAAAACUCCGGAAGAAUGACAGUUUUCCAGUUUCCUUGUUUAAAAUGAAUACCACCAUAAAACAAAUUGAUGAUUGGAGUUGAUUGCUAUUUAAUUAUCAAAUUAAGUCUUAUAAUUUUAAGAUUACAUCAGUACAAGGGACCUAACAUUCAAAUCUGAACUCUGACUAGGCGGUCGCUCCCGAAUGAAUGGUCCUCACCAACAAAUUUUAUACCAAGUGUAUUUGUGUUUCUUACGGUAUGCUAUCCUUGUCUAGCUCGCUACCUAAUUUUAGGUGCUAGAAGAGCGUAACUAUACUUAAAUGCGUUCAAUUUCACCUCUAAAUACGACAACACCUUAUUAACCACUCACUGGUAGCCGACAGUUUACUGCUUUUCGAUCCGACCAUUGACGGGUUGACCGCCACUUAAAGGGUUAAGUUUUAGACGUAGGUGUCUACCUCAUUGUGUCAGAAAGUUGUAUAAUCUUUGGUGUGAAGUCGGGUACUGGAUUAAGCUAUGAUUGAUUACAUUGUCAUUGUUAUUAACAGCAUUAUCGGGAUAUUUUGUCUCAUCCCUUAUGUAUUUUUAGAGGUAUUUGUUCCUUCUUACAUAACUUUUUCAUGCUAUUAUUUUAUCAUGUUAGUUUUUACUUUACAAUAAUAGCCAGCAGUCAAACUAAGAUUUAAUUAAGAUAGUACGUACCUUAAAGCAAACGUUUACCAAUUUUUUUUUUUCAUUUCUAUCACUGUAGGUAUAUUAUUUUCGCUUCUAUGUUCUUCACUCAUUUUGUUCAAUAUUUAUUCACUUAAAUUUUAAUGUCCCCUCGUGCGACAAGAUUCAAAUUAUUGUUUUUCCGCAUAAGGGGAUAAGUAAAAUACAGUUGCCCAUAAUGUUGUUCUAAUAAACUUGAUCAAAACAAUAAAGGUAUUAUCAAAUGGACUCCGAAUAUAAACAUAGAUUUGUUAUUGUUUAUUAUAGUCUUCUCUAUUAUUAAUACUUUAGUUUUAAUGUCAGCCACAAGUCUUAAUUUUAGUUUUAAUUGUGAUUACCUAUAUUACUGUACCGACUGUACGUCAAAUAAUAAUGUUUAAAAAUAAAAAUAAUAAAUGGUGGAAGUCUGUAA
Cydia fagiglandana is the source of this 2550-nucleotide messenger RNA. Its product is annotated as general odorant-binding protein 1-like. Bases 14 to 538 code for a protein of 174 amino acids. Lineage: Eukaryota; Metazoa; Arthropoda; Insecta; Lepidoptera; Tortricidae. The transcript has 3 exons. Gene Ontology annotation, molecular function: odorant binding. The record is from RefSeq and is a predicted model, not a curated record.